CAAGCUGGUCGGAUCAAAGGAACCGAAUGGUGGUAUAAGACCGCCGUCAAGCUGCUGAACAUUUCUCUCGAUAAGCGAUCCUCCAUCCUUCCCACCUAUCCAUCCAUCCAUUGUGGCCACCAUGAUGUCUUUACGGCUUUCCCUUCUUGCCGCGGUUCUCGCUUUCGGUGCGUGUGGAUAUGCCGCUCCAGCACCACAAGAUGACACCGGAAAAGUCAUCGAAACGGAAAUCCUCAUUCUCGGCGGCGGCAUGACCGGAGUAGCGGCAGCAAAUUCGCUCUACCACGACGCCGGUAUGCGCAACAUCCUCAUCGUCGAAGCGCGGUCGGUGCUCGGCGGCAGAGUGCAAGACUCGCGGAUCGGCAACUACACCAUCGAGUACGGCGCGAAUUGGAUCCAGGGGCUGGGCAACAAUCCCAUCUGGAAGAUGGCACAGAAGUACGGCGUUGUGAAUCGGUAUUCGAACUGGGAGAGCAUCGAUUAUUUCACCAAAGACGGGUGGGAAGGCGAUGAUGGGCCGCUCCAGCAUGCCGUCACAAGGUACGAGGAGGAGGUCUUUCCGGCAGCUGCGGCAGAUGCCGGCAGGAGGAAGGAGCUCGGUCAGCCGGAUCUGAGUAUGAAGGCUGGAUUGAAACUCAACGGAUGGAAUCCUUUGACACCGGAAGAAAGAACCGCUGAGUUCUUCGCCCACGACUGGGAACAAGCCGAGCCCCCAAUCGUCUCCUCGUUCAUCGGAACGGCCGAGGCUUACAACGAGACUUUCGUCGAGUCCGGCAACGGCACGAACAACAUCGUUACCGACCAGGUAACCGGCUACAAGGGAGUCGUUCUCGGCCACGCGGCGGAGAUCCCCAACCUCAACGUCAUGUACAACACCGUUGUCACCGAAAUCGCAUACUCAGCGACCGGCGUGACCGUAAAGACUAAGACUGGACUCACGAUCAAAGCCAAGAAGGCACUUUGCACGUUCUCUCUCGGCGUGCUGCAGCACGACGAUGUCAAAUUCGUGCCCGAGUUGCCCGAAUGGAAACGCGAGGCCAUUGCCAACUUCCACAUGGCAACUUACACUAAGAUCUUUGCUCGUUUCCCGACAAAGUUCUGGAACGACACCGAAUUCGCCCUCUACGCCGACCCCGACGAGCGCGGCUUCUAUGCGGUGUGGCAGACGCUCGACCUGCCCGGCUUCUUCCCUGGAUCCAAGAUCCUAUUCGCGACGUUGACGGGCGAGCAAGCGCACCACGCCGAGUACCAGACGGAUGCGGAAGUGCAAGCGGACUACGUGCAGGUGCUGCGGGACAUGUACGGGGCGGCGAACGUUCCGGAGCCGAUCGAGUUCAAGUUCCCGCGGUGGAACAUGGACCCGCUCUUCCGCGGCACAUUUACGAACUGGGGUGCUGGCGUCACCGUCAAGCAGCAGGAGGAUAUGCGCGUGCCCGUCGGUGGUGAGCUGGAUAGCGAGGCUACCCUCUGGUUCGCUGGUGAGCACACCAGCCGCAAGUACUUUGGCUACCUCCACGGUGCCUACUGGGAGGGGAGACUCGCGGCCAGCCAUAUUGCCGAUUGUGUCCUCCGGCAGUGUGUCACUGGUGAUAUCACGAAGAAGGUUAGGAGGCAGGCGGUGGACUUCGACGCCGGUGACGAUGCCGGCGCUAAGAAGCAGAGAAGAAGGAGAAUGUGGACUUAGGCGUGAAAGGGAUGGGCAUUUUUGUACAUAUCAAGAUUUCGAUGAAUAUUAU
Messenger RNA from Tricharina praecox, 1736 nucleotides. RefSeq names its product amine oxidase. The coding region runs from base 122 to 1684 and encodes 520 amino acids. Lineage: Eukaryota; Fungi; Ascomycota; Pezizomycetes; Pezizales; Pyronemataceae. The record is from RefSeq and is a predicted model, not a curated record. Gene Ontology annotation, molecular function: oxidoreductase activity. The transcript is spliced from 3 exons.